AUGGAAUUUGAUAAUGAAAGAAGGGGAAGCCGGCCACGCGGUUUAGAAAGAUCAUUGAGUUACUCGGCUGCUAUAGGCAACGGUUCUGAGAGAUUGUCUAUUGAGAUACAACCGAUGGCUAACACUGAAGUGUAUAUUAAUGAAGAGAUAAAGAAACAUUAUAGAAUAUCGCAAACAUAUGUAGAAGGUAGAGAAAUCACUUUCCCUACAAUAGUCACUAAUGUCGACACGAAGCUGACCGCACCACCGAGCAAUGCAAGUGUCCUCACUGAUAACUCACAGUAUUCCAGUGAGGAUGAAACAACUGACCACGGACUCACUAUGACAAUCGAUGUCGAAAGUAAUGAAAGUCCGAAAACAUCUGGCACCAGACAUAUAUCUGAUGCAUCUACCCAACCUGUAGUCAGCUCAAGCGUGACUGAUGAAAUGUACGAUAGGAUUGACUUCGUUGAAAGCAUUUAUAAUGACGUGGAUGAUACUGUUGGCUCAUCAGCUCACGGAUAUUCUACGCCUUACUCUAAAAGGAGAAAGAAAGGGAGCAGACACAGGCGACAACAUGGCAGACCCAUCCGUUCAAGAAGAGUAGUGCACAAGAGCGGGGAAGAGAACGUGCCGGUUAGGAGUAAUAUCCCAGCGAAAUCGAUCAAAUACUUGCGAGACAUCGUCAACACUGUUAUCAACAGCAAGUGGCGCUUCAUAAUUCUCCUCAUGAUCGUGUCGCACUUUGUGUUUUGGAUAGUCUUCGCCGCGAUCUGGCUCGCGGUGUCCUCCGCCUAUAAGGAAGAUAUUGGCGACGGGAAGGAGCACUGCGUCAUCGGGACGUCCUCGUUCGCCGGUCUACUCAUGAUGUCUGUGGAGACACAGAUGACGAUCGGUUAUGGUGUAAGAUAUCCAAGUGAAGAAUGUCCCGAAGCUAUCAUCAUCAUGGUAAUGGAGAUCGUCGCCGGAACAGCCCUAUCAGGAGGUUUGUCCAGCUUGCUGUUCACCAAAUUGGUCAGGCCUAACAGGCACGUAUCGUCUGUGGGCUUCAGCAAAAAGGCUACCGUGUGUCUUCGCGACGGUGAGCUGUGCUUGCAGUUUAGGGUGUGGGAUUUAUUGAACGUGCAUCUCAUCGGGAGCACCAUAACUGCCUAUAUGCUGAAACCUAUUCGGACCUUGGAAGGAGAAAUGGUCCAAAAUUACAUUCACCAACUAAAGCUGAAGCAAGCCCGUGCCUUCCUCAUCUGGCCGAUCACGGUUGUCCACGUGAUAGACGCCGAAAGCCCACUUUACGAUUUCUCUGCUCAAGAAAUGAUGGACUACAGAUUUGAGAUAGUUGUUUGCCUGACGGGAGCUUCGAAGAACAUGGGUACAGUAACGCAGAGCCGAUCCUCCUACCUCUCUAAGGAGAUCAUGUGGGGGUACCGGUUCAAAAACGUUCUCAGAUAUUCCAAUGAAGAAGAAGCGUAUAAAAUUGACGUAGACAAUCUGAACACUGUAGAACAAGUGGAGACGCCUCUCUGCAGCGCGAGCCGUCUGAAGGUCCUUGAAGAUGACAUCAAAUCCUCCCACAAUAUCCUGACCCCCACCGACAUCUCCCUCUCUCCCACCAAUAUGUCCCUAAGUCAGGAAUCAUCUACCAUGUCGAGAGCUGGAGAGUCAGUGCCUUCAUCGCCUUUAUUCACUAGGGCCGGUACGCAGAGAAGCCUGGGUUGGCAUUUCAGAAGGAUCCACCCGGAGGAGAAGCAGGAAGGCCAGGGUAUUGAGCAGAGUUCUUAA
Messenger RNA from Parnassius mnemosyne (clouded apollo), 1758 nucleotides. Lineage: Eukaryota; Metazoa; Arthropoda; Insecta; Lepidoptera; Papilionidae. The record is from the annotation of a GenBank genome assembly.